AUGCGGAGGGGCUCCAAGCCGCUGCCGCUGCUGCAGCCGCCCCUAGGCCAGUGUCUGUGGCUGCUCUGGUUGCAGCUGCUGACCUUCCUCCCUGUGGGCCCGGUGCAAGGGGAGGAGGUGGCGGCGUUAUCAGCACCAUGUAAAGUUCUGAAGGAAAUGGAUAUAUUUAAGGGUUCCGAAUCAGUCUGUUACUGCUACAACCAACUUGCCCAGAUGGAAUGGAAAUGGAUUUGGUCCACCAUCCAGGUGAAAAUUACCAGCUCAGACAUGCUCAGCAUUGUCUUUGUCAUGGAAGAACAUAAUUGUCGGUAUCCAGAAACUAUCCUUUCUUUAAUCAGAUGUUUGAGUCAUUCCUUUUGGAAACCAAAGGAGUCUAACGAUAUAACCAUUGAUAUUAAUCCAUACGAGAAGUCUGUGUGUUUCUAUAUGAAGUCUGCCAAAAAAUAUUUUUUCUAUACAGUGAGGGUGAAUCGACGUAUUGUGGAUACAAAACUCUUCCUUGUGUUCGUGACAGGGAUAUUCCUGUUCUUUAAUGCAAAGACCUUGAGUAGGAGCACUGUUUUCUAUUAUUCUGCUGGAACCAUGCUGGGCAUUCUUAUGACCUUGGUCUUUUUCCUGCUGUUUAUGAGAAGAUACAUCCCCAAGUAUAGCACCUUUGGGGCCCUCAUGGUUGGUUGUUGGUUUGCUUCGUUUUACCUCGUAUUCCAGUUAAUGGAAGAAUUUAAGUGGCUCUGGUAUGAAAACAAAAGGUAUAUAUUAGGCUACAUUCUGAUUGUGGGAUCCUUCAGCUUUGCUGCCUGUUAUAAACACGGACCGCUGGUCCAAGAAAGGAGCAUCAAUCUCUUCAAGUGGAUGUUACAGCUUUUGUCCUUGGUCAUAAUUUACUUUGGGGUUACCACAGCCCAGGUUGCUUAUGCUGUGAUAGUUCUCCUGAUUUCUUCUCAGGGUCUCCAUUACCCAGUCAGAGCUUUCCGCUGUGUGGGCAGAAAAAUCAAGGAAUAUUAUAAAAAGAAAAGAAUGGUGAUUAAGCACCUUACUGAAGAAGAAUACAGGGAACAAGCUGAAAUCGAAACGGCCAAAGCGUUGGAAAGGUUGCGUUUGCAGAUUUUGUUUUGGGAGCGAGUCACCUGUCACCAGAAGAAGUCAGAGCCCACGAAGAGCAAUAUGGCCUCGGAGGCUGGUUUUUGGAAGAGCAGCUCUUCAACCCUGGAGGCUCCCAAGUGGACGAUCCACAAGAUGAUUCCUCUCAGGAAGUGGAAGUAGUUGAAAUGCAGGGUGGGUAUCCAAGGGAGCAGGAACUGUUGUAGGGAAACCAAGGCUACGAAUUUUCCUGGAAUGUAGAUGGAUCCCAGGAGAAAGGGAAAUUAAACAAUAAAUAUCUUUUGUGCCUUCAAGUCAUCCUUGCUGGCAAAGUUCUGCUGCUCCUUGUACGUCGGUGGCAACCAGGAUUCUUUGAAGGAUUCCUUCUGA
Molecule: messenger RNA, 1470 nt
Organism: Gracilinanus agilis (Agile Gracile Mouse Opossum)
Lineage: Eukaryota; Metazoa; Chordata; Mammalia; Didelphimorphia; Didelphidae
Gene: NEMP2
Product: nuclear envelope integral membrane protein 2
Cellular component (GO): nuclear envelope
Source: RefSeq, a predicted model, not a curated record